Lactuca saligna is the source of this 321-nucleotide messenger RNA. The record is from the annotation of a GenBank genome assembly. NCBI's taxonomy places the organism in Eukaryota, Viridiplantae, Streptophyta, Magnoliopsida, Asterales, Asteraceae.
AUGUUGGAUCAUUCGAAUUGGAGAAAUCUCCAGCUUGAUCUGCUUAUUACGCCUAAGGAUUUUUUGUUUCGCUGUUUUGACAAGAUUGUGAACGUUUCUCCUGCUUCCAAAGGUGUUGAUGCUCAUUUAAAGGAUGCUCGUGGGGCUAUGAGUUCAAUGCACAAAUUUACUCUCACAGAUCUACCCUACCUCAACCCAUUCGAUUGGAUUUCUCUGUUACUUCUACUAUUGAAGGAUCAACAUAAAUUCGAGCCUAUCAUUUCACAUCCGAAACGAAUGUUGGUCUGUUACAUCCAAGAGGUUGGAAAGAUAGGCGUGUAG